GCCUGCCGACAGUUCCUACAGGAUCCAACUCAGCUCUACGGGAUCCUACACAGAUCCUGCACACAGCUAUGCGGAGUAGGCGGGUCAAGUCAGAAAAAACCGGCGCUUGGGCGGAAUCCACAUCGGGAUAUUUAACCAGCUUUGCGUGGUGGCUGUCCGCGUCCCUGUAUAGCCGCAUUCCAGCGCAUCUGUCCUACGACGGACCCCGCCUGUUUCCGGCUGAAAUAAUAGUCUUUCCAAUCAUCUAAUCGUCAGCUCUUUUGCGCUCCUCCAGUCUCUCCUCCUCUCCCCUCACCUCCUCCUACCACUCGUCAGUCCUCUCGACUACAUCUCCCACUGGAUGCAUUUAUUUUAUUUUUUUAAGUCAUUAUCCCUUAAAGGUCAAAGCCUCUGCUUCUAGGAAUCUCAAUUUAUUCUAGGAUCAGCUGACUGUCACCCCCCAAACGCGCCCCGGCUGUGUGCUUUUCGUAAAGUUUCUCUCUGCUGAACCUUACAUCGGAUUUGACAGGAGCAGCCUUCCUCGCAAAACUACUUUUACAUCUCAUCGGAUCCCCGAGUGCGCACGAGUGUUUUUUUUGGAGUGCUGUUUUGAUUUUGUUUUUGUUUUUUCUUCCAUUUUAUCUCAACGGAGUUUACGCGAAAUACCCGACCAACUUUAAAAUGAGCGUCUGUACCACUCCGGGUGCUGAGGUCCGCCGAAAUUCAGCAACAGAAUGGAAAAGACAGAAUUAAACUUUCUCCGCCGUUCCGUGCCCCGGUGUUCGGGGGCCAUUGAGGUAAUGCAGGUACCCCAGUCUUCCCAGUGGAGGACCCACCUGAUGACGAGUGCGUGUGUCUGCUGAGUUCCCACUCACCCACUGCCACCACUGCCUCCCAUCCCUCCACACAUCUCUGAUGGCUCUAUGGGGAGUCGUCAGCCUCAGUCUUCACUGCUGGUUGUGUUUACGGUCUGGUGCAACAGCAACAGCAGCAGUCAGCCUCCCAAAUGACAGACCCGGGGGACCUUUGGACUGGCUCUUGUCAGAUAAGGGGCCCUUCCACCACUCCCCAGAGUACAUCGACUUUGUCGAAAAGAACCGACAAGGCUUCUCCACAAGAUACAAGAUAUACAGGGAGUUUGGAAGAUGGAAGGUGAACAACUUAGCAGUAGAGAGGAGAGAAUUCCUGGAGUCUCAAUUACCUCUGACCCCCGAGUUCAUCAGGAACAUCCGAGUACUGGGCCGCAGGCCAAGCACCCAGACCAUCACUGAGAGUUUGAUCAGGAAGUAUGGAACCCACUUCCUGUUGUCAGCCACACUGGGAGGAGAAGAAGCCUUGACGAUAUUCGUGGACAAAAGAAAACUGAGUAAGAAAGCAGAGGUGAGCGAUUUUUCGGGCAACUCCUCCACUGUGACUCUGGAAGCUCUGCACCAGCUGGCUGCCUCCUACUUCAUUGACAGGGAGAGCACUCUGCGCAAGCUGCACCACAUCCAGAUUGCCUCCACUGCCAUCAAGGUGACAGAAACCCGAACAGGUCCUCUUGGGUGUAGUAACUAUGACAACCUGGACUCUGUAAGCUCUGUGCUGGUACAAAGCCCUGAAAAUAAAGUCCAGCUGCAAGGCUUGCAAGUGAUCCUCCCAGACUACUUGAGAGAAAGUUUCGUGCAGGCUGCUCUUAGCUACAUAGCCUGCAAUGGAGAGGGUGAGUUUGUUUGUAAGGACAACGACUGCUGGUGCAACUGUGAUCCUAAGUUCCCUGAGUGCAACUGCCCCUAUAUGGACAUUCAAGCAAUGGAAGACAGCCUGGAGAGAAUCACAGAGACAUGGGGGAUACUCCAUAAAGAAUUUGAAGAAUCAGAUGAAUUUAAGGCCUUCUAUGCAAGGCUUCCCCAGAACUACUUCCUGAACGUGUCGGCCAUACAGCACUUGUGGUCCUUGGACAGCCUGUUUCAGUGGCGAUAUGAGCAGCUGGAGAACAGCAUGCGGCUCCUCUCCAGACGAGCCCAGAGAGUCAUCUUCAAGCUGUUCAGCCUCAGUAAAAGAUGUCACCGGCAGCCUCAAGUCCGUAUACCAAGAGAACGACCUCAGUCCUACUGGCUGAACCAUUUCCAGUCUCUGCUGUACUGCUCAGAGAACAACCAACUUGGUGAAUUCUCAGAGGAGCUCCACAGCUGCAGCUGCCGGUACGAACACAGCCCUUGUCAGCUGCCCACGCCCUGCUCUGUUGGGGAGGGCUCCGCCUGUGCUGCGUGCGCACCUGACAACCACACCCGCUGUGGGAGCUGCAACCCAGGCUUUGCCCUGACGCAGGGUACUUGCAGGCCCAUGGUGGCUGACUCUACAGAGAACUAUCUUGGGUUUGAGACAGACCUCCAGGAUUUGGAGCUGGGCUACCUACUGCAGAGAGCAGACCGCAGGCUGGAGGUCCAUGCAAUUUUCAUCAGCAAUGACAUGCGGCUUAACAGCUGGUUCGACCCAUCAUGGAGAAAGAGGAUGCUGCUGACACUGAAGAGUAACAAGUACAAGUCCAACAUGGUCCAUAUGCUGUUGGGAAUAUCCCUUCAGAUCUGCCUUACAAAAAACAGCACCCUGGAGCCUGCUCUCACACUCUACAUCAACCCGUUUGGAGGAAGCCACUCUGAGAGCUGGUACAUCCCCGUCAAUGAGAACGGUUUUCCAGAUUGGCAGGCCACCAAGCUAGACCUGCCCUUUGAGUGCUAUAACUGGACUCUGACACUGGGCAACAAGUGGAAGACAUUCUUCGAAACCAUCCACAUCUACCUUCGCAGCAGGAUAAAGGCUCAAGAGGGGGUGAAUGACAGUGUUUACUAUGAACCUAUUGAAAUGACGGACCCGGCUCAAAGCCUGGGCUACAUGAAGAUCAACAGCAUUCAGGUCUUUGGUUACAGCAUGCACUUUGACCCGGAGGCAAUCCGUGACUUGAUCCUGCAAUUGGACUACCCAUAUACCCAGGGUUCCCAGGACACGGCCAUGCUUCAGCUCUUGGAAAUACGUGACCGUGUGAACCGUCUUUCGCCUCCAGGUCAACAGAAGCUGGACCUCUUUGCCUGUCUCCUGCGGCACAGACUUAAACUGACAGCGAGCGAGGUGGUUCGAAUCCAUGCCUCCAUACAGGCCUUCAGCGCCCGUCUGCCCAAUUCACUGGAUUAUGACACCACCAAAUUGUGCAGUUAACAGCUGCUCAAAUGGAGAACUGGACUGUAAAUUACACAGCGAACCCCUGAACAUAAGGGGUUGUGCCCUUUAUGGUGCAGAUGCUUACAAAUGCCCGGUCUUUUUAGGUUACCAAACAUUGGUUGUCGCAAGGACCAGCUGCAUACGGCUGAAGAAUGUACUCAUUGAGUUACUUUGGUUUUCAUUAUGUGGAAACUAUUUUCAGUGCUAUAAAUAAAGAAUGAGCUGGAACACUGAGGGAAUGCACAACUGUUCCCCAAACAAACUCAAAAGAAUUAUACAGCUGAAGUUCAGAAACCAUCGCAUCAAGUUGAACCAUCCUGUUUCACUAUGACUCUGCUCAUUUAUACUGUAAGUACCAAUGCCAAAUGAAUGAACGCAUUAUGGUAAAACUGGUACCGUCUGUUUGUUUGUAAUUUUUGAUACGUUUAUUUGCUUUAGUGACAGUGCACUUUCCAUGAAGUGCAGAUUACAGUGGUGUCAGUCAAGAUUUUGUAGAUAAAUUGAUAUUAAAACAUCAUGUUAUAACAGAUUUGAGUUGUCGAAACAAUUUCUUAUGGGCCUUUAUCGGCUAAGGAAUAGGAUCUAAGGGGAUCUAACACCACAAAGGUAUAAUAUGUUUUUAUGGUGUACUGCAAUUAAUUCAACAUGUCUCAAGAGGCUCACUUCAUUUAACAGAAACUCACCCAUGAAAUUGCAUUCCAAGCAAAAAGAAAAAAGUCAAAUAACUGAGAAUUGCACAGCUGCUGUAACUACACAGGAUCAAGUCAA
This is a messenger RNA of Menidia menidia (Atlantic silverside), 3945 nucleotides long. Lineage: Eukaryota; Metazoa; Chordata; Actinopteri; Atheriniformes; Atherinopsidae. The record is from the annotation of a GenBank genome assembly.